This is a messenger RNA of Medicago truncatula (barrel medic), 2654 nucleotides long. Its product is annotated as probable disease resistance protein At4g33300. Gene Ontology annotation, molecular function: ADP binding. The record is from RefSeq and is a predicted model, not a curated record. Lineage: Eukaryota; Viridiplantae; Streptophyta; Magnoliopsida; Fabales; Fabaceae. Bases 42 to 2516 code for a protein of 824 amino acids. The transcript is spliced from 5 exons.
CCAACGAAGAAACGAAAGUAGUAGUUAAGAAGUGUUCAAAAAUGGCACUGAACGAUUUCUUCGCCGGAGAAAUUGCCACAGAGCUUAUAAAAAUGCUCAUAAACAUAUCUAGAAAAUCUCUUCUAUGCAGAACAAGCGCAGAACAACUCAUAUCAUACAUCAAUGAACUCCUCCCUACCAUACAAGAAAUCAAAUACUCCGGCAAUGAGUUACCGGAGCAAAGACAGUUUCAGCUCGACCGUUUCUCAGAGAUUCUCCGUUCAGGGGUCGAGCUUUCUCACAAAGUCUUGGCUUCUAGCAGGUGGAACGUGUACAAGAAUUUACAGCUUGCAAAGAAGAUGGAGAAGCUUGAAAAGAACGUGUCAAGAUUUUUGCAUGGUCCCAUGCAGGCUCAUAUAUUAGCUGACGUGCACCACACAAGGUAUGAGAUGGCAGAAGGGUUCGAUCGGGUUGAUAGGAAGUUGGAGAAGUAUUUUGGUGAGAUGAAGAUUGGCGUGGGAGGUGGAGGGUGGGUGCAGGAAGCUGUGAGGUCUUGUAUGGAGGAAGAUGAGAAUUGGGUUGAGGGUAAUUAUGGGAAUUUGAGUUUGAGUGUUGGUUUGGAUUUGGGGAAGAAGAAAGUUAAGGAGAUGGUUAUGGGAAGAGAGGAUUUAUGGGUUGUUGGUAUUCAUGGGAUUGGUGGAUCUGGGAAAACAACUCUUGUUAAAGAGAUUUGUAAAGAUGAACAAGUGAGAUGCUAUUUUAAUGAGAAAAUCUUGUUUCUUACUGUUUCACAAUCUCCAAAUGUGGAGCAGCUCAGGUCAAAAAUUUGGGGACACAUAAUGGGAAACAGAAAUUUGAAUCCAAAUUAUGUUGUUCCUCGGUGGAUACCACAAUUUGAAUGCAGAAGUGAAGCUAGAACCUUGGUUGUUCUAGAUGAUGUUUGGUCACAAGCAGUUCUUGAACAGCUUGUGUGUAGAAUACCAGGUUGCAAGUUUGUUGUUGUUUCCAGGUUCCAAUUCCCAACAAUAUUCUCUGCAACUUAUAAGGUUGAAUUGCUCAGUGAAGAGGAUGCUCUGUCAUUAUUCUGUCACCAUGCUUUUGGACAGAAAUCAAUCCCUUUAACAGCUAAUGAGAAUUUGGUCAAACAGGUUGUGAGUGAGUGUGAAAAUCUUCCAUUAGCUCUUAAAGUGAUUGGAGCUUCAUUGAGAGAUCAACCUGAAAUGUUUUGGGCAAGUGUUAAAAACAGGUUAUCUCAAGGCCAAAGUAUUGGAGAAUCUCAUGAAAUCAACCUAAUUGAAAGAAUGGCAAUAAGUAUCAACUACCUAAAGGAAGAUAUCAAAGAGUGCUUCUUAGACUUGUGUGCAUUCCCUGAGGACAAAAAAAUCCCUCUAGAUGCUCUCAUCAAUAUGUGGGUUGAAAUUCAUGACAUUGAUGAGAAAGAUGCUUUUGCUAUUGUUGUUGAGCUCUCCAAUAAAAAUCUUCUCACCUUGGUGAAAGAAGCGCGUGCUGGUGGCAUGUACAGCAGUUGCUUUGAGAUCUCUGUUACUCAACAUGAUGUGCUUAGAGACCUUGCAGUUAAUUUGAGUAAUCGCGAAAGUAUUAAUGAACGACGACGAUUAGUUAUGCCAAAACGAGAGAAAGGACUCCCAAAAGAAUGGCUGAGAAACAAACAUAAACCAUUUGAAGCUCAAAUUGUUUCGAUUCACACAGGUGAAAUGAAGGAAAGGGAUUGGUGUAAACUUGAAUUUCCUAAGGCUGAAGUUCUGAUCAUAAAUUUCACAUCUAAGGACUACUUUUUACCUCCUUUCAUAGAUAAAAUGCCAAAUUUGAGAGCUCUAAUAGUAAUAAACUAUAGUGCAUCAUAUACAUGCCUUCACAAUGUUUCAGUUUUCAACAAUUUGGCCAACUUGAGAAGCCUGUGGCUUGAAAAAGUUUCCAUCCCUCAAUUUGGAGGCAUUCUCAUGGAAAACUUAGGCAAGUUAUUUAUAGUUUCAUGUAAGAUUAAUAACAAUCUAGAGGGUAAAGAGGUAAAUCUGUCUCAAAUCUUUCCUAACCUCUCUGAGAUCACUCUUGAUCAUUGUGAUGAUGUAACUUCUUUACCCUCAAGCAUUUGUAGGAUACAAUCACUCCAAAACUUGAGUCUCACCGAAUGUCACAAUUUGGAACAACUUCCUGUUGAAUUAGGCGCGCUAAGAUCUCUAGAGAUACUCCGGUUAUACGCGUGUCCGGUAUUAAAAACACUUCCUCCUAGCGUCUGUGACAUGACUCGACUGAAGUAUAUCGAUGUUUCACAAUGUGUUAACUUUUCAUGUUUCCCUGAAGAGAUUGGUAAACUAGUUAGCUUGGAAAAGAUUGACAUGAGGGAAUGCUGUAUGAUUAAGAAAGUACCAAAAUCUGCUAGUUCAUUGAAGUCUCUUAGGCUUGUAAUUUGUGAUGAGGAAGUGUUUGGUAUGUGGAAAGAUGUUGAGAAGGCCAAGCCAAAUGUUCAUAUUCAAGUAUCAGAACAGUGUUUUGAUUUGGAAUGGCUGAGUGAGUGAUUGGUGUUUAUGUUAUUGUGAUGUUUGCACUUUGCACCAUAAUUCUUGUUCAUAAUUGAGGCAUAAAGCCAAGUACUUUGAUUUGUAAAUACUUGUUCAUAAUUGUAUUUAAUGGAAAUUAUCUUCUUCAUAAGCUAA